Diuraphis noxia (Russian wheat aphid) is the source of this 726-nucleotide messenger RNA. RefSeq names its product DNA-directed RNA polymerases I, II, and III subunit Rpb8. The record is from RefSeq and is a predicted model, not a curated record. Lineage: Eukaryota; Metazoa; Arthropoda; Insecta; Hemiptera; Aphididae. Gene Ontology annotation, biological process: DNA-templated transcription. Gene Ontology annotation, cellular component: RNA polymerase II, core complex; RNA polymerase I complex; RNA polymerase III complex.
AAUACAAAUUGCAAUCACGCUCAAACGCUCAAUUCAGUCAAUUGUCAAUUCUUAUUUCUUAAUAGUUAAUACCAAGUAAUAAGCAUUAAGUAUAUAUAAUAAUAUUAUAGUUUAAAUACGUAUAGUACCUCUUAUUAAGUUCAAAACUCAUCUACUGGAAAAAUGGCUCAAGGAAUGGUUUUUGAAGAUAUAUUCAAUGUAAAAGACAUAGAUCCAAAUGGCAAACAGUUUGAUCGAGUGAGCCGUCUGCAUUGCGAGAGCGAAUCGUUCAAGAUGGAAUUGAUCUUGGAUAUCAAUUCAUGGAUUUAUCCUAUGGAUUUGGGUGAUAAGUUCCGAUUGGUGUUGGCCACGACGUUGCGCGAAGAUGGACAGCCUGACGCUGGCGAUUGGAACCCCAUAGAGAUGGAUCAGAACGGCUGUCGGGCCGACAGUUUCGAGUAUGUCAUGUAUGGCAAGAUCUAUCGGAUCGAAGGCGACGACAAGGUGAAGGAGUCGCACAAGAACAAACUUGCCGCUUACGUGUCAUUCGGCGGAUUAUUGAUGCGACUUCUGGGUGACCCAAACAAUUUACACGGAUUCGAAGUGGACCAAUGCGUUUACUUGCUGAUGAAGAAAUUAGCUUUUUAAAGUUAUCUACAAUUGUAGGGGGGAGGGGACCGUAAUCAGCUUGCGAACAUUGACUGUAUACAUUUUUAUACAAUUAAAAUAUAUAAACAUUACAUAAUA